Messenger RNA from Zonotrichia leucophrys gambelii, 5131 nucleotides. It is a transcript of the gene SEPTIN4, whose product is annotated as septin 4. Gene Ontology annotation, cellular component: cell division site; microtubule cytoskeleton; septin ring. Bases 1306 to 2721 code for a protein of 471 amino acids. Gene Ontology annotation, molecular function: GTPase activity; GTP binding; molecular adaptor activity. The record is from RefSeq and is a predicted model, not a curated record. Gene Ontology annotation, biological process: intracellular protein localization; regulation of exocytosis; cytoskeleton-dependent cytokinesis. Lineage: Eukaryota; Metazoa; Chordata; Aves; Passeriformes; Passerellidae. The transcript has 12 exons.
UCUCCUGCCCGGCGUUCGUGUCUUUGGGACCGGGUUUGUGCUUGGGAUACUCAGCCACAGUGACACAGUGGCCGUGCCGCGGGUGGCAUUCUGGGUGUCACCUUUAGAGGGCUUGGGGACGCCUCUGUCAUCCUGGCGGUAGGGACAGCGCCUCGCCGGGAUGUUCCCUUCCUUUGCCGGGGAAAACACCUCCCGUGGGAAUGCGGUACCCGUGGAACGAUGCUCAGGGGCAGCCGGUGCUUUCCUCGGUCAGGCUUUGCCCGCCGCCCCCGAGUCCCCCCGCGCCGCAUCCCUCGGGCUGUCACGGCGCGGGGACGGCGCGAUGCAGAGUGACAGGCGGGGACGGGGCUGCUCCUGCGGCUGCGGGGCGCUGACAGCCCGGGUGUGAGGCCGGCUUGCACUCAGCCGCGUGUGUAAUCUGCUUACGGGGGCACCGACACAGCCCCGGGCUCUCGCUGCCGUAAAUCCCCGCUCCUGCCGGGAGCGCGGGCUGGGACGCUGGGAAAGUGGCCGAGCGCCCCUGGAUCGCGCCUGAGCUGCUCUGAUGCAUCUCGACACGCAUCAAGGUGAAUCACCAUCCCUGGUGACCCCGAAGUGACAGCCGGGGAGCCCUGGCUGCCACCCACGGCUCCUCCUGGGGCACUGUUAACCCUUCGCCUCCCAGCGAUGAGCCGGGAAAGCCGAGGCAGGAAUGCUGGAGCUCCUGCCUGAGAUCCCUGUGGUGGGCAGCGUCCCUGCUUCUCCCAGGCCGGGGCUGGGUCCUUCUCAGCCAGGCCCAGCUCCAGCAAGAGCUUAAAGCCACGUGGGGAAGCUUUAAGCGUCAGGUGCAAAAGUGAGGGAAAACUGUGUUUCUGACCUCAAAGAGGCUGUGGAGCCCUGCUGCGGAACGCUCCAGGGGGCAGUGAGAGGGGACGUGGCGUGCACUGGGAUGCAGAGGAAUUUUAUCCCGGAACGAAGGGAGUUUUGUCCCAGGAUGGAGCGGAUUUUUGUCCUGGGACAGAGGUGUUUGCAAGGACUGAGUGUCCUCCUGGGCUGUAGGCAAUGUGUGCGUUCAGCCCAAGGGUGUUGGUGGUGCUCCUGCAGCCCCCCAGGACCUCCCUUGGCCAAUGACGGCUGGUCCUUGACACCUCCCCAGCCGGGCAGGAGCUGGGUUCGGCUCUGCCCGGGUCCCUCUCCUCUGCCGUGCCCGGCCCCUGGGUGCGGAGCCUGCCCAGGGUGGAGUUAUGCUAAUGCUGCUCCCCAGCCCUCGGCGCAGCCGGUGCCACUCGCCAUCUCCUGCUGGCCACGGGCGACGCUGGCUGAGCCAUGGCCACCGGCCCCGAGCUGCAGCCUGGGCAAGAGAUAAAACGUUUCCUGAAGGAGGACUCGGACGAGGCUGAGCUGACCCAGUUCCUGCGGGAUUGCCCAGCAGCUGACAGCUCCAGGAAGGUGGAGGCCUCGGAGAGCCGGCGGGAGCCCGGCCACCCCUUGGGCAGCGGGGCCAGGGUCCCCCCAGACGAAGGCAGUGACGAGAGGGACGCCAGGAUUUUCUCCCGCUCCCGGCCCGCGGAUUUCCAGCAGCACAUCGCCGCCCCCCCGCCCCCCAGCCCCAACCGCCCGCGCAGCCCCUGGGGACAGCUGGACCCCUACGACUCCUCCGAGGAUGACAAGGAGUACGUGGGCUUUGCCACGCUGCCCAACCAGGUGCAUCGUAAGUCGGUGAAGAAGGGCUUUGACUUCACCCUCAUGGUGGCAGGGGAAUCCGGGCUGGGCAAGUCCACCCUGGUCAACAGCCUCUUCCUGACGGACAUGUACAGGGACCGCAAGCUGCUCAACGCCGAAGAGCGCAUCACGCAGACAGUGGAGAUCACCAAGCACGUGGUGGACAUUGAGGAGAAGGGGGUCAAGCUGCGCCUGACCAUCGUGGACACGCCGGGCUUUGGGGACGCUGUCAACAACACCGAGUGCUGGAAGCCGGUGGCCGACUACAUCGACCAGCAGUUCGAGCAGUAUUUCCGUGACGAAAGUGGCCUCAACCGGAAAAACAUCCAGGACAACCGAGUGCACUGCUGCAUCUACUUCAUCUCGCCCUUUGGCCACGGGCUCCGGCCCCUGGACGUGGAGUUCAUGAGAGCUCUGCACCAGCGCGUGAACAUCGUGCCCGUGCUGGCCAAGGCUGACACCCUGACCCCCGCCGAGGUGGAGCGCAUGAAGAACAAGAUCCGGGAGGAGAUCGAUCACUACGGCAUCCGCAUCUACCAAUUCCCUGAGUGCGACUCGGACGAGGAUGAGGAGUUCAAGCUGCAGGACCAGGCACUGAAGGAGAGCAUCCCCUUCGCUGUCAUCGGCAGCAACACGGUGGUGGAGGCCAAGGGCCGGCGCGUCCGCGGGCGCCUCUACCCCUGGGGCAUCGUGGAAGUGGAGAACCCGUCCCACUGCGACUUCGUGAAGCUGCGCACGAUGCUGGUGAGGACGCACAUGCAGGACCUGAAGGACGUGACGCGGGAGACGCACUACGAGAACUACCGCACACAGUGCAUCCAGAGCAUGACCCGCAUGGUGGUCAAGGAGCGCAACCGCAACAAGCUGACCCGGGAGAGCGGGACAGACUUCCCCAUCCCCGUGAUCCCCCCGGUGCCGGACGUGGAGACCGAGAAGCUCAUCCGGGAGAAGGACGAGGAGUUGCGGCGGAUGCAGGAGAUGCUCCAGAAGAUCCAGAAGCAGAUGAAGGACUCGCACUAGCCCGUCCCCCCUCCUCCUCCUCCUCCUCCUCGUCCUCCUCCUGGCCCCAUCAGAAAUGUUUACAUCACGCUCCUCCCGCCCGGCCCCGCUGCCAGACUCGGUACCAACACCCACCCACCACCUUAAGCUGCGGCAUCGCCUUAUCCAACCCCCAGCGCCCGCGGGGACAGCCGGGGACAGCGAGGGAACACCGGGGACAGCGAGGGGACACCGGGGACAGCGAGGGACAGGGCAGCCAGCCCGGGGUCCCCUGCCCCUUUCCCCCCCACUCACUGGGGACAGCUUGGUCCCCCAGGCUUUGGUUUCCCAUUUCUCCACAGCUCUGGGGAGGGCCCUGGCCAGCCUGCUCCCCACAGCAUGUCCCUUGUCCCCGUGUCACCCUGGGCUCCCUGCUUACAGCCUUUAUGCUCAGCUUGACCCUGGCUUAAGGGAAGAGGAAAAGGGGGCACUGGUGCCAGCCCCCCAAUGCCCCAGCUGCUGAGGGGGACAGGGCUGUUCCCCUGGCCUUGGCUGGCGUGGAGGGACAGCAGGUCCUGGGGACCACAGGGGACAGAGGGGAUGGAGGGACAGCCAAGGGACAGCCACCAUCCUGCUCCCUGCCAGCACCAGUGCAGGGGGACUGUGUCCAGCUCUGUGUCCUCACCCUGUCCCCACAAAGUGACAGCAGAGCUGUGGCACGAGGAGCACUGGGGAAUUGGUGUCCCCAGGGAAAAUCCCUUGAACCCCAAAUCAGAGGCUGGGCAUCCCCAGCCCGCCGUGAUGUUGGCCCUGUAAAGCAAUAAUGAGUGUCCUGUGCCCCUGGCACCUCUCACCCCAUGGCAACAGCACCGGCCCUGGCUGGAAUUUCAGCCCCUGCUGCCACUUGCUUGUCUGUGGUGUCCUGUGUGCCCAGGAUGUCCCUGUCCCUGCUGCUUCUUGGCACAGCAGCCCUGUGUAUUCUCCAAGGAUAUCCCCAUGUGUGCUGCUUCCCAGCGAAGUGCUGCUGCGUGUCCCCCAUGGUGUCCCCAUGUCCCCCAUGGUGUCCCCAUGUCCCCCACCGUGUCCUGGUUGGUGUUGCUGCCCUACAGAGCACUGUAGCUUGUCCCCCCCCUCCCCGUAUUGUCCCCAUCUGUGUUGCUUUCCCACAGAGCUAUGUUGCAUCUCUGUGUCCCCCUGGGAUGUCCCCAGCUAUGUCACCACCCUGCAGGGCUCUGUGCACUGUCCCUGUGUCCCCAAGGAUGUCCCCAGCUGUGUUGCUUCUUGCAAAGCCCCACUGUGUGUCCCCAGGGUGAGCCCUGGCCACCCCUCCAGCAUCCCCAGGGAGAUGGAUCCAAACCCCUCCGGGUCUGGGAGAGCCUGCAGGGGAUGGGGAGGAUGCAGCAGGACUGGGAGCUAUGGGAUGAGUGGGAUCAGUGGGAUCAAUGGGAGCAGUGGGGUCAGUGGGAGCACUGGGAGCACUGGGAUGAGCAGGAGCAGUGGGAUCAGUGGGGUCAGUGGGAUCAGUGGGGUCAGUGGGAGCAGUGGGAUCAGUGGGAUCAGUGGGAGCAGUGGGGUCAGUGGGAGCAGUGGGAUCAGUGGGGUCAGUGGGAUCAGUGGGAGCAGUGGGAUCAGUGGGAGCAGUGGGGUCAGUGGCAGCAGUGGGAUCAGUGGGAGCAGUGGGAUCAGUGGGGUCAGUGGGAUCAGUGGGGUCGGUGGGAUCAGUGGGGUCAGUGGGAGCAGUGGGAUCAGUGGGGUCAGUGGGAUCAGUGGGAUCAGUGGGGUCAGUGGGAUCAGUGGCAGCAGUGGCAGCAGUGGCAGCAGUGGGAUCAGUGGCAGCAAUGGCAGCAGUGGGAGCACUGGGAUCAGUGGAGCAGUGGGGUCAGUGGGAGCACUGGGAGCACUGGGAUGAGCAGGAGCAGUGGGAUCAGUGGGAUCAGUGUCAGCAGUAGGGUCAGUGGGAUCAGUGGCAGCAGUGCGAUUAGCAGUAUCAGUGGGAUCAGCAGUAUCAGUGGAAUCAGUGGCAGCAAUGGCAGCAAUGGGAUCCGCAGUAUCAGUGGGAUCAGUGGGAUCCGCAGAGCUCGCUGCCCUGGGGAUGUCUCCUGUCCCCAUCAGGUCCCCUUGCUGGGUCCCUGGGCGGGGCGUGGCUGGCAGGGCUGUGCCCGGCCGGGGCUGGGGCUGGGGCUGCAGGGUGCCAGGGCAGCACCCGGCCUGUGCCCGCUGUGUCCCCGUGGGCAGGGCCCCCCGGGCAGGGCCCUGCAGGGAACAUUUUGCGCUUUCCUUUUUUUAAUCUCGCUAUUUUCUUACAGAAGCCCCUCCCCUGGCAUGACGGUCCUAGAGGCGUUUAUUAACGGAUCAGAGAGUAUAGGUUUAUAAAUUCUUAUAGAGUAGUGGAAAUAUUUUUAUCCCUCCACAACAGUUCUCAAUAAAUACGGCUGACCUGGCUUGUCUGCAA